Messenger RNA from Nicotiana tabacum (common tobacco), 362 nucleotides. Lineage: Eukaryota; Viridiplantae; Streptophyta; Magnoliopsida; Solanales; Solanaceae. The record is from RefSeq and is a predicted model, not a curated record.
UGGGCGUCUUGCUGAUAGUUUAUGUUUGGUCUUAUAAUGGGUUCUCGAUUCCCAUCUCAUCAGUUGAGCAGUGGCCUUUAUGUAUCUGGCCGGCCUGAGCAGCCAAAAGAAAGGACUCCAACUAUGAGCUCAGUUGCCAUGCCUUAUACAGGCGGGGAUAUCAAAAAGUCUGGAGAACUUGGAAAAAUGUUUGUUAUCCCAACAACGGAUGGCUCGAGAUCACGGAAAUCUGGACCUAUCAACAAUGCCCCGUUGAGAACUGGAUCCUUUGGUGGCACUACUUCUCAUUCAGGUCAACUGAAUUCAGUCAAUCGUAUGACUUCUGCUGGAGGUACUUGAUCUGUUUCUCUGAAGAAGACCAA